AUGAACACGUUUAUGGCAACUGGGGAGUCUUUGAGAUCACUAGCGUUCUCAUUUCGUAUUUCACAAGGUUAUAUUUCUCGAAUAAUUCCUCUUGUAGUAAAAAGUUUAAGUUUACGAUUAACACCUCUACUAUUAGCUCCACCUACAAAAAAUAAUUUAAUUCAUAUUGCAGAAGAAUUCUGGACAAAAUGGAAUUUCCCUAAUUGCACCGGAGCAAUCGAUGGAAAACACAUCAGAAUAUUUUGUCCAGGAAAAUCAGGAUCUUUAUUUUUUAAUUAUAAAGAUUUUUUCUCAGUUGUUCUGUUGGCUAUUGUUGAUGCCAAUUGUAAAUUCAUAUUCGUUGACAUCGGUGCAUAUG
Myzus persicae (green peach aphid) is the source of this 358-nucleotide messenger RNA. RefSeq lists its product as uncharacterized. NCBI's taxonomy places the organism in Eukaryota, Metazoa, Arthropoda, Insecta, Hemiptera, Aphididae. The transcript is spliced from 2 exons. The record is from RefSeq and is a predicted model, not a curated record. The annotation marks the transcript as partial.